ACCACCAUCUCCCCAACGAUGAGCUCGCUCAGACACCACAGGGUUAUCAUCGCGUCCCUCUUCCUCCCCAACACCGCCGUCCUCGGCGACUCCGCGCCCUCCUCGCCCGAUGAGCCCGGCCUCCAGACUCCGGGCUUCGCGCCCCAGACGCCGUCCGUACGGCCUCCUCUCGCCCCUCGGGCGACAGGUCCGCUCAAGAGCAUCGUCGAAGAUCUCAAAGACAAGACUCGGAACCCCACCCCUUCGAUCACGCCGCGAGUCGAGAGCGCGAACCCGUUUUCGAGCUUUCCAGGCCUCACACUUCCGUCUGGUAGCAGCCUCACGAGCGCCGCGUCGGCAGCGGCGGAUUCCCUCAUCGACGCCCUCUCCAACAAGCUUGCAGGAGGCGCCCCCAAGACCCCCGGAGUCAGUGGAGUCAGCACUCCCGCGCCCCACAUCGCCCGGCAAUACCAGACUACGCACCACGGCAGCAACGCUGGUCAAUCUCGUGUACAGCGCCGCCAGUCCCGCUCGACAGCUCAGCGCAACUCGUCUCGUUCGCUUUCCUCCUCUCGAAUGGACCCGAGCUUGAACAGCCACAAGUUCCACUUUGAGAGCAACCCUCACUGCAAUGGAGGACUCAAGAACGCUGUCGAGAGCGUCGGCGAUAGACUGAAGCGCAAGCUCUGGAUCGGCACUCUUGGCCAGAACACCGACGGCUUCCGUGAGAGCUUACGGCGCAGCAUAGAAUGGCGCAUGCGAGAAGAGCGCAACAGCGUACCCGUCUGGAUCUCUGACUCCGACUUCGCUAGCUGCUACGACGAGUUCUGCCACCAAGUUCUUUGGCCGGCACUGCACUACGCGGUCCCGGACGCACCAAAAACCAAGUCGUUUUACGAGAGUGCAGCUUUCAAGCAGUACAUCGCCGUCAACCAGCGUUUCGCGGACACUAUCGUCGCCACGUACCAGGAGGGCGAUAUCAUCUGGGUCAACGACUAUCAUCUCAUGCUCUUGCCUCAGAUGCUCCGCGACCGUCUCCCUGGAGCUCCCAUUGGCUUCUUCCUCCACGUUGCUUUCCCCUCUUCGGAGAUCUUCCGCUGCCUGAGUGUUCGUGAGGAUCUUCUCAAGGGCUUGCUCGGGGCGGACCUCCUCGGUUUCCAGACGGCGAAUUUCGCUCGUCAUUUCCGACAGACAGUGAGCCGUAUUCUAUCUGCCGAAGCCUUGCCGAAGGGAAUCCAGCUGGAUGACCGAUUCGUUGACGUCGGCGUUUUCCCAAUGGGCAUCGACGUUGCCAGUAUUGCCAAGAAGAAACGCGAGGCUGAGGUGACGGAAUGGGUCAAGUCGCUCCGCCAGCGCUACGCGGGCAUGAAGCUUAUCGUCGGACGUGACAAGUUGGACGUCAUCCAGGGCGUACGACAGAAGAUCCUCGCCUUCGAGGCGUUCCUCGACAAGUACCCCGAAUACCAGGGCAAGGUCGUGCUUAUUCAGGUCGCGCUCCAGACGACAGAAGAGAACGAGGCACAAGGUGGCGUCGCGGACGUUGUAUCGCAUCUCAACUCCCGCUUCUCGACCCUCACAUACCAGCCGGUCGUGUUCCUUCACACGCAAGAUCUGACGUUCAGUCAGUACCUCGCCCUUCUCACUGUCGCGGACGCGUUCAUGGUGACCAGUGUGCGCGAGGGCAUGGCUCUGCGUGCGCACGAGUUCGUCGAGUGCCAGGAGAAGAGGCACCGUCCGCUCAUUCUGAGCGAGUUCACGGGCUCGUACAGCUUCAGCGGCUUCCGCUCCUGCAUCCCCAUCAACCCCUGGGACAAGCGCGGGACCGCGAAGGCGAUCCACCAGGCGCUCACGAUGACCGACGACGAGGCGACGUCGCGCUGGGAGGACCUCCACAAUCACGUCGUCACGCAGACCGCGCAGGCGUUUGUCACCUCCUUCCUCGUGCGCUGCCUGCGCUCGAACCUCGAGCACAUGCAGUCCGACUCCAUCUCUGUCGCUGCGCUUGACGUCUCUCGCGUGCUGCCGCGUUAUCGCCACUCACAGAAGCGGUUACUCCUCAUCGACUUCGAGGGCACACUCUGGGAGCGCGACAUGCGCACGAUCGCGCGCAACGCCGGAGUCCGGGAGAGCCCUUCGUUCGAGCCGCCAAAAGCCGCGAUCGACGUGCUCAACAAGCUGGCGGAGGAUCCGCGCAACGAGGUGUGGCUCCUGAGCGGGCUUCCCGUCAAGGGCUCGCUGGAGAUCGUGGCGGAGAAGGCACCCCAUGUCGGGAUUGUGGCUGAGAACGGCUGCUUCAUCAAGCCGCGUCCCGACCGCGACGGCAAAUCCAACUGGAUCAGCAUGGUCGCGAACUUCAACCUGACGUGGAAGGCGUCAUGCCUCGAGAUGCUGCAAUACUUCACUGAGCGCACACCCGGAUCAUUCAUCGAGGAGCGUGAGGCAUCCAUCGUCUGGCGCUUCUGGACGGAGAAGAACGUCGAAGACCACGCGUCGGACUGGCAGUGGGCACGCCGCCAGGCGGCCGAGGCACAAAACCACAUCUUCGACUCGCUCGGUGAGCGGUACGGCCUCCGCAUCAUUCCCGGCUCGACGUCCUUCCUUGUACUCCCCAACAACAUCUCGCGUUCGACGGCAGUCGGCGCGAUCCUGCACCCCGGUGGGCCCGCGCGCGCCGGAGCGGCCCAUGCCGCUCACGCUUGGCUCGCGCACGAGGUGACGGAGGACACCGACACCGAGUUCGACUUCGUGUUCGCGGUCGGCAAGGACGAGAAGCUGAUGCGCCGCCUCAACGAGCUCGACAACGCGGAGACGUGCUCGUCGGGCGGCGUGAAGGGCACGGACGCGAAAUGGAAGCUCGAGCUCGAGCAGGUUCUUCCUGCUCUCCAGCGCCUCGCGGAGACCAAGUGAGCUCGGGCGCAGGUGCGGGGGAUGGAUACACGAAACGUAAGAGAAAGAGAAGAAGAGCAGUAUAAUGUGAUGUACAUUGGAUAGAAACUGUAGACUACUGGUGCUGAAGCGCUGACUCCUGGACCGCUGCGAACCUGCUCUGUUGUAAUAGACGUGAACCUAUAGCGAUAUACACGUACGUUUGAGCUU
Molecule: messenger RNA, 3075 nt
Organism: Trametes versicolor FP-101664 SS1
Lineage: Eukaryota; Fungi; Basidiomycota; Agaricomycetes; Polyporales; Polyporaceae
Exons: 6
Coding region: 19-2886 (955 amino acids)
Biological process (GO): trehalose biosynthetic process
Cellular component (GO): alpha,alpha-trehalose-phosphate synthase complex (UDP-forming); cytosol
Molecular function (GO): catalytic activity
Source: RefSeq, a predicted model, not a curated record